Molecule: messenger RNA, 1083 nt
Organism: Nomia melanderi (Alkali bee)
Lineage: Eukaryota; Metazoa; Arthropoda; Insecta; Hymenoptera; Halictidae
Product: chymotrypsin-2-like
Biological process (GO): proteolysis
Molecular function (GO): serine-type endopeptidase activity
Source: RefSeq, a predicted model, not a curated record
CGAGAAACAAUUAAUCUGAAUUCUAAAGCUAGAUAAAGACAUAUUGGAAAACUCAACGGGCUGUAAUCUACGGAUAUAUAAACUUUGUGUUCGAUUUACUGCGUUAUCAAUCCGACUUCAUUUCACUCGAUUCUGGCACCGGUGCAGCUAACAUGGCUCUAGCUUUGGUCUCGCUGUUUGCGGUGUUGGCGGUCGCUAAUGCCGGGGUACUGUUCAACUUUGACCCACGAGUCGUAGAUGGCGAAGAUGCUAAACCGGGUGAAAUUCCGUACCAGGUAUCCCUUCAAACUAUUAAGAAAAGACUACACUUCUGCGGCGGGUCAAUCUUGAACUCAAACUAUGUUCUCACGGCAGCUCACUGUCUCUUGUUUGAGACUGCCGACAAUAUUCAAGUCAUUGCUGGGACUGUGGAUGUGGAUGAUCGUGUGUCGGUGCACAAGGUCGAGAAAAUGAUCGUCCACGAAAAAUUCAGCAUGGAAGAUUCCUUCAUCAACGACAUUGCUUUGCUUAAGGUGAAGACACCGUUCUCGAUAAGUCCGCGUGUAUCCACCGUUCCUCUGCCGAAAAUGAGCGAUGUAAUUCCUGCUGACACGCCGGCAAUAGUGUCAGGAUGGGGUGCUCUCGCCGUCAACGGACCAGCCCCAAAGAAGCUCCAGAAGGCACUAAUCUUCAUAACCGAGCAAAAGAUCUGCAAAAACGCGUACAUACCUAUGAACAUGACCGUUCACGACUCGCACAUCUGCGCUAACUAUCCACCGGGAGAGAAGGGAGCAUGCAACGGUGACUCUGGCGGCCCUCUCACGGUAAAUGGUAAGAUUGUUGGUAUCGUGUCCUGGUCGUACUGGUGCGCGCUUCCAAAUUAUCCCACUGUUUACACUCGAGUUACGUCUUUCUUGGAUUGGAUCCAGGAACAUGCAGUUUAGACGACAAUCGUUUAAGCACUCCCUAAAUUUUAACGAAACUUCUUUACAACAAGCCUUUAUUUACACUCGUGGAGAUUAAUAUCAGGAUCUGCAGAUAAGGAAAACUUAAUGUACGUUUAAAAAUAAUGAAAUAAAACUCGAAAAAUUAAUAUUGUAUUAA